This is a messenger RNA of Capsella rubella, 1875 nucleotides long. RefSeq names its product lipase. The record is from RefSeq and is a predicted model, not a curated record. Lineage: Eukaryota; Viridiplantae; Streptophyta; Magnoliopsida; Brassicales; Brassicaceae. The coding region runs from base 288 to 1712 and encodes 474 amino acids. The transcript has 8 exons.
UCCUUUAUAUUUUUCUCUCUAGGGAAAAAUUCAAAAGUUUCUUAUUUCGAAUUUUUCUUUUCUGGGUUUUCGCCAAGGGAGCAUCCUUUAUGUUGUUCUUUUGAAAGAAGACUCCUUCCCUCUCUCUGCAUUUCUCUCCCCUCUCUUCUGGGGAGUUUUUGUUUUCUUUUUUUCUUCCUUAUUUUUAGGAUAAAAGGAGAUUCCUUUAUCUCGAUUUUGGCUUUCUUCUUAUUAAAUUUACGAUUUUUUUGAUUCUUGGGAGAAGAAGAAGAAGAAGAAGAAGAACGAUGAUAAAGUUGUGGGUGGUGACUUCUCUUCAACUCGCGGAGCUGUUCGUGAGCUCCAUUGUCCAUUUGCUUUAUGGCUUUUAUAUCUUCAGCUCCGCUGUUGCCGGAGAUAUCUCCCUGACUUUGAAUGAUUACUUGUUCAAGUCCAAUGUCGAUUUCAACGACCUUGGAGAUACUGGUCAACGCCUAAGCAAUGUUGAGGGUUUGCCUCCAAUUGUCUUGGUUCAUGGCAUCUUUGGAUUUGGCAAAGGGAGAUUAGGAGGCUUAUCAUACUUUGGUGGUGCUGAGAAGAAAGAUGAGAGGGUUCUUGUUCCUGAUCUGGGGUCCUUAACAAGCAUCUAUGAUAGGGCAAGGGAAUUGUUCUAUUACUUGAAAGGAGGCAGAGUUGAUUUUGGCCAGGAGCAUAGUGAGGCUUGUGGACAUUCUCGUUUUGGCAGAAGAUACGAAGAAGGGCAAUACCCUGAGUGGGAUGAGGAUCAUCCUAUCCAUUUUGUGGGGCAUUCAGCCGGUGCUCAAGUUGUGCGCGUGUUGCAGCAAAUGCUUGCAGAUAAGGCAUUUGAAGGGUAUGAAGACACGACUGAGAACUGGGUUCUGAGUGUGACAUCGUUAUCCGGGGCAUUCAAUGGAACUACCAGGACUUACUUAGAUGGCAUGCGGACAGAUGAUGGAAUGAGCAUGAAACCGAUAUGUCUGUUGCAGCUAUGUCGUAUAGGGGUGAUUAUGUAUGAUUGGUUGGAUAUUCCAUGGCUAAAGACUUAUUACAAUUUUGGGUUUGAUCACUUUAUCAUUUCUUGGAAGAAAACUGGUGUGAGAGGUCUCGUUGAUUGCCUUAUGGGAAACGCAGGUCCUUUUGCUUCUGGCGAUUGGAUCUUACCCGACCUUACUAUACAAGGCUCAACAAGUAUUAACUCCAAUCUCCAGACAUUCCCGAACACUUACUACUUCAGCUACGCGACUAAACGCACCCGCAGAAUCAUGGGUAUGACGAUUCCUUCAGGUGUUCUUGGAAUCCACCCGAUGCUCUUUCUCCGCGUAUUUCAGAUGAGCCAGUGGAGAUUCCCACAAGAUGUAUCUCCUCCUUAUAAAGGCUACAGGGAUGAGGAAUGGCAAGAGAACGACGGGGCAUUGAACACAAUAUCAAUGACGCAUCCGAGGCUGCCCGUUGAGCAUCCAAGCCGUUUCAUAAGAAGCGAUUCAGAGUGUCAAACAUUACAACCCGGCAUCUGGUAUUAUAAGAUAGUGGAAGCAGAUCACAUAAUGUUCAUAGUGAAUAGAGAGAGAGCUGGAGUUCAGUUUGAUCUGAUAUACGACAGUAUCUUUCAACGUUGCAGGAAACAUGUUUUUAGAAAGAUUCCUCAAACUCUCCCGAAUCUAUCUCCUUCUUCUCCUCGUUCAUCACCCAGGAAAAACAACUUUGUACAUUGAUCACUUUAAAAAAAAAAAUGUUGUAGGGCUGAUAUGUUGAGGGCUUAAGUUUUUGUCUAGGCUAUACAGAUCAUUCAAUUGUUCUUCUUAUUCUCUCUUGAUUUGUUGUAUUAUAAAACAUACACCUUUCAUUUUAAAACUUAUAAUAUUUGUUAUUUGGUCA